This is a messenger RNA of Hypanus sabinus (Atlantic stingray), 1707 nucleotides long. RefSeq names its product PDZ domain-containing protein 8-like. The record is from RefSeq and is a predicted model, not a curated record. NCBI's taxonomy places the organism in Eukaryota, Metazoa, Chordata, Chondrichthyes, Myliobatiformes, Dasyatidae. Gene Ontology annotation, molecular function: lipid binding. Gene Ontology annotation, cellular component: mitochondria-associated endoplasmic reticulum membrane contact site. The transcript is spliced from 3 exons. Bases 479 to 1594 code for a protein of 371 amino acids. Gene Ontology annotation, biological process: mitochondrial calcium ion homeostasis.
AAUUGCGCAAACAAUAAUCAGGUAAGGCUUGAACACAGAGGAUAUGAAUUGCAGAGUCCACAGCCUCGGGGCCGCUUCGGUGCUGCAGUCUCCCCAAACUCGUGUUUUGGAUUAAAUUACAUUUCAACUGUAAACUGUUUGCCCGGGUUUGGUUAUUUGACGACAGCUCGCCAGCUGACCCGAAUCCGCAGCAGGGAGCCGGUGACCGGAUCUGUGCUGGCGCAGCGUGGCUCGGCCACUGGGGGGUUUGGAAGCCGCGGGCAAGCGUUGGCGUUGUUGCGGGGCGUUGUUGCGCACGCACGCUGGUUGUGAAGAGGAGGAGGGGAGGACGACAGACUCUCUCUUUCAUUGUGCUGCUAGGUACGGUCCGCGAAAAUAUGGAGCCUUAAAUAUGGUAGCAAGGAAGAAAGGAGAGAGAGGGAAAUGUAAAAUUAGUAAGAAUAAAAGGUGAGUGUUUAAAAAUAUAAAGGGAGCGGCGAUGAUUUAUGUGAUCCUGUUGUCCGCACUGGCCGGGGCUCUGUGCGUCGUGGUGUUGCAGAUAUUACUGCUGUACCGGAACAAACCCGAGACUGUACCCCGGCAUGUACAAUACGUCAAGCCCGUGGUUGAGCCCCCGCUCAAGGACUAUUUCAGCGGCAGCAAGGAGCCGCCGGCUUCCCCGGACUCCACUUGCUCGGCGCCCGGGACCGGCGGCGGCAGCAAGCCCGAGAGCUGCCUCUUUCUCAACGCCAUCUUUCUGUUUCUCUUUCGGGAGCUCCGCGACACCCCGAUUGUCCGACACUGGAUCACCAAGAAGAUCAAAGUGGAGUUCGAGGAACUGCUGCAGACCAAGACGGCGGGUCGGCUGCUGGAGGGUCUCAGGCUCCGUGACAUCUCUCUGGGCAACGCACUACCAGUGCUCCGGAGAGCUCGGCUGCUGCAGCCCGUCCCGUCGAACCCUGCCGCCGGUGGCCAGGACGAUGAGGCCGGCGGCGGUGUCCCCGAUGAGCUCAACUUCGAGGUGGAGCUCGAGUACAACGGGGGCUUUCAUCUCGCGAUUGACGUGGACCUGGUCUUUGGCAAGUCGGCCUAUCUCUUCGUCAAGAUGAGGAGAGUGGUGGGCCGGCUGAGGCUGCAGUUCACCCGGCGUCCCUUCACGCAUUGGUCUUUCGCCUUCAUGGACGACCCUUUCAUCGAUUUCGAAGUGAAGUCGCAGUUUGAGGGCCGACCCAUGCCACAGCUCACCUCCAUCAUCGUUAACCAGCUCAAGAGGGUCAUCAAGAGGAAACAUACCUUACCCAACUACAAGAUCAGGUACAAACCUUUCUUUCCACACCAAGUUGUCCCGACCGUAGUGGAUGCAACAAACUGUGACCUGUACGUACAGCAGUCAAGUAUCACUGAAGGACGCCUAAAAGUCACUGUCGUAGAAUGUAGCAGGUUAUUUAUUCUCGGAUCGUAUGACCGAAAUGAGUGCAUUCACUGUACACUGGAGCUGAGCACGGAGCUGUGGAAAGAGAAGACUCGAAGCUCCAUCAAAACGGUAUCUUUGCUUUUAAAUAUUGAAGUUUAUAAUGAUAAAGAAACUUCUAUUUAUUGUCAUCUCUCUGUUUAAGUGUGUUUGGGACUGCUUUUGCUGUUGGGCUUUCGCAGCCUGAAUCUGGGUAUAUUUCCUUCCUACUGUAUUAAUAAUUCAUAUUUGCAGGAGCUAUGAAAACACAGACAUUU